Messenger RNA from Pseudoliparis swirei, 4621 nucleotides. RefSeq lists its product as uncharacterized. The transcript is spliced from 24 exons. The coding region runs from base 1 to 3189 and encodes 1062 amino acids. Gene Ontology annotation, biological process: protein ubiquitination. Gene Ontology annotation, molecular function: ubiquitin-protein transferase activity. Lineage: Eukaryota; Metazoa; Chordata; Actinopteri; Perciformes; Liparidae. The record is from RefSeq and is a predicted model, not a curated record.
AUGAGUGCAGUCUUCAACCUCCUGCUGCAGCACAGGCUGGACAGUUUCUACAAAACCUUUCUGGAAUUGGGGGUGAAAGAUGAGAGGGAUUUCAUUGAUGUGACGGAGGACGACUUGAACAAAGUUGGAAUGAGUCAGGUGGAGAGGAACCGGUUCACAGCCCUAAAGAAGGCGGUCGGCCGACUCAGAGCUCCUGCGGCUGCAACGCCCGUGAAGAAGUCCUUGGAGUCCUACUGUCUGCAGUACACGUUCCCCAAAUGCCCCGAACCGAGAUCCAUCAACGAUAUGGAUCCUGCACAAAACUCAGUUGAAGAUCUGAUGUUGAGGAUUUGUCACCUCGAAUGUGAGAAUCCAUCCAAAUCCGUGUGUCUCUACACAGUGGAUGGGAUGCCUCUGACGGAUGAUCCCUUCUUCAAUACAUGGUCCUUGAACGACAGACAUAUUAAAAAUGGAGAUGUAAUCUACGCCAUAUUCACACCGAAGAAGAACCUCAGAGCUCCUAAAGUGUCCAUGCGAGAGGUUCUGGAAAGCUUAGGAUCGGAUACGGUUCGAUGCCACGUCAUGCUCAAGGGGGACUUUGAGGUGACGGUGGAUUUGGCAAUCGAUACGAUCGGCAGCUUGAAGAACAAGCUCGCUAGUGAAAGUGGAAUCCCAAGAAACGUUCUCCAUUACAACGGUGAAUGCGACAGUGGCGACUCGUUGGAAGUUUGUGGAAUCUCAAAGGCGUCUACGGUUUACUUCUCACUGUCCACGUUUGCUGAGGAGGCUCCGGGCCAUGCAGAUUUCUUCAUGGAUGAUGUUGAACCCUCGGUGCAACAAACCAGCAAAGGAUUAAGUGUAUUCUUGUCUUCACUGUAUCUGAUCAAACACAAGGGUCUUGGAGUUCCAGACAGGGAUUUGAUUGGAUACAUCCGGAAACUGACUGGAUGCCACCCACUGGCCCAAAGUUUGCACCAGUUAAUUGAGAGGAAUCAGAUCAUAUCCUGGAAUCAGAAGAUCGCAGUGGUUGAAGGCUUGUACAUGCUCUUUCGAGAACUUUUGCCACAGCUUGGAAAAAAACAUGGAGAAAAGAUCAUUGAGGACGCUGAUGUGUUUGAGUACUCUACAUACUGCUGGGCAUAUCUUCUGUCAGAAGCAAAGAAAGAGACGUCAGCACAUGACAACUACGCACCGAUUUCUCUGAUAUCCGAUGAAGCCAGACGUUUCUGUGAUCCAGUCACUGUAACUGGAAUACCAGGUGUCUUUGAAAGAGCAGUUUUACUUCAGAAAAUCAAAGAUGGUGAAAAGAUUCCAAACUGCCCUGAAAAGGUUUUGAGUGAAAUGUUACUCAACAGAGCCACUGAUGUGGAGAAGAUUUUGCUCAGCGUUCAUCCAUCAAUGAAAACAUAUGAUCUCUGGAUUUUCCAUGACUAUGUGGCUGGGCAGAACUUUCAUAUGAAUACUUCGAAGACCUUUGGAGACAUGGCAGAAGAACUGAAAGCUUUCCCUCAACUAAAUGUUGCUCCACCGCUGCGUUUGAAGGACUUCGGUGUUGAUGACGGACAACUAGUUUACCUGAGUGAAGACAACCUUGGUGUCUAUUUGGGUAAAGAUAAGGCAUGUCCUGCACAACUCAAGGUGUAUAAUUGUAUGACUGGCAAAACCCAAAAUGUGGAUGUGGAUGCGUUAGCAGCUCUCACCGGAGACCAAAGGGAUGACUUUUCAUUCGUCACAACCAGGACUCCAAAGGAGGCCAUACUGGUGCUGAUAGAUACAAGCUCAUCCAUGACUGAGAAGUGCUAUGGAGAUUUGGAAAUGCAGAAAAUCCAUGCUGUGAAAGAGCUUUUUGACAACUUUGCAACACGGACCAUGGCUUAUGAUUUCCAUCAUGUCAUUGGCCUUGUGAAGUUUGACUCCACUGUGAAAACUCUCCACACAUUUACGGAAACACUCGAAAAGUUCAAGGAACACGUGCACAGCCUUCAAGCCAAUGGACGCACUACACUUUAUGAUGCCUUGCAUCAUGGAGCGCUUGAGUUGGAAAAUGCCAAGAAGUUUCCGGACUGCAAACUUCGCAUUCUCUGCCUCACAGAUGGAAAUGACGUUGGGUCUGUAAACAAGCCAGAGGUUGUUGUUGCCAAUCUGAUCAAAUCCAACAUCAUUGUGGAUUCAAUUCUCCUUGGAAAAGUAGAGAACAAUAUUCUGCGGGGAAUCAGCAAAGCAACAGGGGGUUGCUGUUUCAAACCGGAGACGAGCAAAGACGGUCUGAAGCUGUUUGAGAUCGAGACUGUUCUCUCUCUGGAGAUGAGGAAACCCAAGAACAAAGCUGACCCGUCUUCCAUCACUCUAAGUUUUUUAACAACGACCGGUGCUUGUCACGGGUAUGAUGAGUUUCCAGAGGCUGUCUUGCCAAGCCAGAUGCACAGUAAAGUGACCGGGACAGAUAGUGCUCUGAAAAAGAAGAUCCGGGACGCCAAGCUUCGUCCACUGAUGGAAAAGGACAAACGUAUCCUGCAGGAGCUGAGGAGCCUGCAUUGUGACCCACAUCCCUACUUCAGUAUCUUUCCAUCAGAAUCUGACUUCACAUUCUGGAAGAUUCUCAUGGAAGGACCUCCUGACACGCCUUAUGAGAGAGGGACCUUUGAGUUGUUCUGCCAGUUUGGUUCCGACUACCCAGUGAAGCCUCCACUCGUCCGCUUCGUCACAAGAGUGUACCACUGUAAUAUCAACAGUGUGGGGCGCAUCUGCCACAACAUAUUCGACCGGAACUACCACGCCCAAAUCACCAUGAGAGACGUACUCAAUGCUGUGUAUGGACUGCUCAUCAUCCCAGAGCCCGAAGACCCACUGGACAGCAUUCUGGCUGAAGAGUUCCUGACCAGCCCCAAGACUUAUGAGCAGGAGGCCCAAAAACACACCGAAGGAACCGCCGCACAGUCAAUGGACGAUAUGGAGAAGAAGUUGGUGGAUCCUGAGAAACAGUUCACACCCCAACAUCUUAUCUGCCCACUCACCAAAAAGAUGUUUGUGGAUCCGGUGAAGACAAGAAACGGAACGGUGUACGAGCGAAAGGCCAUCGAGAAACACCUCAAGACAAGCAAAAGUGAUCCAAAGGGUCCAGAAAGUCUGACUAAAGCAGAUCUGAAGCCCGCCACCGACAUGAAGAAGAUGGUGACGGAGCAGCGCCACCGACAGAUCCAGGGGGAGUAGAAGAGUUCUUCAGUUUCACAGGAAGGAAAUACAGCGUCGCCUGGAAGAUAUGGAACCUUUGUGUUUUCUUUCUCACAUAAUGCAAUAAUAAUAUACAUUUUGUACAAAACUGUUCAUGAAUUAUGGGCUUUUAUUAAAUGAAAAAUAAUGAUAUACUCUUGCAUUGAGCUACAAGCCUGGCAGUUAGAUCUAAAGUAAAGACUCAAGCACAACCUCGCCAUCUUUUAUUCACUGCCACUGUUUACUUAUUAAUAUUUGUCUGUGUAAUUAUCAUUUGACACAUUUUACACAUUGCACUGAAAGUUGACGAGUUUAGAACAUUACAUUCAUAACAUCUCAGAUCUCGACUGUAACGGGGCUUUGAGAUUGGUGGUUGUCUUUUUGUCUUUGUUUACUUGGGAAGUAUCUCGGGUGACUCUGGGUCCGUCUUUCAAUCAGGGGGUUGGAGGUUCAAUCCCCGCCCUAGUCGAUGUGUCCUUGAGCAAGGCACUUCACCCUGAGUGUCUCCCUGUCGCUGCUCUACAGUGUCUGAAUGUAACAGGACUGUAAGUCGCUCUGUAUAAAAGCGUCAGCUAAAUGACACGUGAUGUAAUGAAGUGGCUCACCGACCGUUCCUGUAGCUCGGUUCAGGUAAUGCGUCGCCAUGGCGACAGGUCAUGAAGUGCGAAGACCUUUUGAUUGACACAUUGACUUCCUUGUGCUAACCUGACAUCACAAGCUCCUCUGUGGUCCUCCCUCUGGGUGGACAGGACUCAUGGGGACAAGACGCCAGUUCAGCUUCUUGUUCUGUUUGUUUUGGUCAAAUAAAGGAAAGUUUAAAAUCACUCGAUUUACUUUUAAAAAGCAAAGUAGAGCUGUGUUGUCACUGCUCAGUAGUUUAUGUUUCGGUUAAUUGACUUUUAGAAAACCGUUAAACGUUGUCCGCACGUUAAAGUUCAAAGGUCUUGUCAUUUAACGAUGGAGGAAUUGUUGGGUACCAUAAAAAUAUAACGUUUGGUCAAGUGAUGUCAAAAUGUGAAUUGUAUGGUGUUGUAAGGGCCUGAGGGGAAGGCUGGUGGCUGCAGUCGACAUUCCAGAAGGCUCCACCCACUCAAGAGCAUCAGGUGUGGGAAGAGAUGCACCUGAUCGAGGUCUCCUCGUCAGGGAGGCAAGCAAAGGGCGAGGAGGGGAACGAGCAUAUAUAUAUAUAUAUAUAUAUAUAUAUAUAUCAAUAAAGCUGUCCUUUUCAACCCGAGCUGUAAAGGUCGAGCCUCGUUUUAAGAGUUUUUAAUAAGAACUACAGUUGCAAAUGAAGUGAAGAUGAAACUAUAAGCUCCUGGGACAACACUUCGUGGGCAUUAUCGUAAAAAGAAGAACGUACAUUUCUCAAAACAAUAAGUUGCAUAUGUCCGUUAUGUCCGAUGUUUUAAAUAAAUAAAGCAAAAUGACAGCA